This is a messenger RNA of Alnus glutinosa, 1399 nucleotides long. RefSeq names its product purine permease 3-like. NCBI's taxonomy places the organism in Eukaryota, Viridiplantae, Streptophyta, Magnoliopsida, Fagales, Betulaceae. The transcript has 2 exons. Gene Ontology annotation, molecular function: purine nucleoside transmembrane transporter activity. Gene Ontology annotation, cellular component: membrane. The coding region runs from base 213 to 1265 and encodes 350 amino acids. The record is from RefSeq and is a predicted model, not a curated record.
CUUUUCUUCUUGUUCUUUGGCCCAUCAUCAGCCAGACAGCCACCUUUGACUAUUGCCUUCCUCCGAUCACAAAAUCUGGACCUACGCUUUUGUCAUCUCUUGUCCUCUUUCACCACAUGUUCUAAUAAUUAUCAUCUAGGAGCGCGCACACAGAGAUAAACGAGAGAGAGAAAAAGAGAGAGUGCGAGAGAUAGAGUUAAUUCCGCAAUAUCAUGGAACUGGAAGCUCAAGGUAACACUGCCGUGAAGAAAGUCCUUCUCAUACUGAACUGCAUCCUAUUAUCUAUCGGCAACUGCGGCGGCCCACUAAUCAUGAGGCUUUACUUCAUCCACGGCGGCAAGCGAGUGUGGCUCUCCAGCUGGCUAGAAACCGGCGGCUGGCCCAUCGUUCUCCUGCCCCUCACCGUCACAUACUUUCACCGCCGUAGCACCCAAGGCCCACGAGCCAAACUCUUCUUCAUGAAGCCACCUUUGUUCAUCGCCUCCGCAGGCAUAGGAAUCCUCACCGGCUUGGAUGACUACCUCUAUGCCUACGGCGUGGCACGCCUUCCCAUUUCAACCACUUCUUUGAUCGUUGCCUCUCACCUUGCUUUCACGGCGGGGUUUGCUUUCCUUUUGGUGAGGCAAAAGUUCACCUCGUAUAAGAUCAACGCGUUGGUUUUGCUGACCAUUGGAGCUGGUGUUCUGGCUUUACACACGAGUAACGACCGUCCGGAGGGUGAAUCAAAUAAGCAGUAUUUUGUUGGGUUUCUCACGACGCUUGGAGCCGCCGCGCUAUAUGGGUUUCUGUUGCCGUUGAUUGAGUUGACGUACAAGAAGGCCAAGCAGGAAAUUACGUAUUCGCUGGUGAUGGAGGUUCAGAUAGUAAUGUCUUUGUUUGCGACUCUUUUCUGCACAGUAGGGAUGCUCAUUAACAAGGACUUCAAGGCAAUUCCAAGAGAGGCCAGGGAAUUCGGGCUCGGGGAAACAAAGUACUAUGUGGUGCUAGUAUGGAGUGCUAUUUUUUGGCAGGCUUUCUUCUUGGGAGCGAUCGGAAUCAUCUUCUGUGCCUCGUCUUUGCUAUCUGCUGUUGUAAUCGCGGUUCUCCUCCCAGUGACGGAGGUCCUAGCUGUUAUUUUCUACUACGAAAAGUUUCAGGCAGAAAAAGGAGUUGCUCUGGCGCUUUCUCUUUGGGGCUUUACUUCUUACUUUUAUGGAGAGAUAAAACAUAGCAAGAAUAAGAAGCCCACCCCAGUGACAGAAAUGCCUCCAAUUCCCAAUCCAUGACAAAACGGAAGUUGUUUUUCUUGAAUCUACCAAGUGGGGCAUAUUUGAAUCUGAUAACUUCAUUUGCUAUCUAUUUUGAAAAGAAAUCAGGGUGCUCGAUUAUAAUCUCAUAAGAAACCUAAUUUAGUUGUUUU